Molecule: messenger RNA, 300 nt
Organism: Mesorhabditis belari
Lineage: Eukaryota; Metazoa; Nematoda; Chromadorea; Rhabditida; Rhabditidae
Source: the annotation of a GenBank genome assembly
AUGUCAUCCCAAAUGGCGAAUCGAGUCGACAGUCGAAUCUAUCGACCAGAGCUGGCUGCUGUUCAAUUUGGGCACACAAAGGGCACCCUCUUCUUCGAUGGUCAAACGGGAGUGUGGUUGGUGCAUUCGGUACCGAAAUUCCCUCCACCUGAUCACUAUCAAUAUCCGGAUUCGGGAACCGAUUACGGGCAAACGAUGUUGUGCAUGACGUUCACCUAUGCUCAACUCAAGGAUAUUGAUUUCCGCGAGCGGGGGAAACCUGACGACAACGUAGGUGAUCGGGAGCGGGUUGAGCCUGAC